Cercopithifilaria johnstoni is the source of this 546-nucleotide messenger RNA. The record is from the annotation of a GenBank genome assembly. NCBI's taxonomy places the organism in Eukaryota, Metazoa, Nematoda, Chromadorea, Rhabditida, Onchocercidae.
AUGGUGCGUAAAUUAAAAUUUCACGAAAAGAAAUUGCUGAAAAAGGUUGAUUUCAUUUCGUGGGAACUUGAUAACAAUAUUCAUGAGGCGAAGAUCUUGCGAAAAUAUCAUAUUAAGAAGCGCCAGCAUUACUCGAUGUAUAAUACUUUGGCAGCUAAUAUUCGGGAAAUUGCACUGAAAUUAAAAGAGUUACCACUGAAUGAUCCAUUUCGUUUGAAAACAGUUCGAGAAUUUUUAGAAAAAUUGUAUGCCGUCGGACUGAUACCGACUGCUGACACACUUGAACGUGCCAGUAAAGUUUCCGCUUCUUCAUUCUGUAGGCGACGAUUACCGGUAAUGAUGAAACGUCUAGAAAUGGCAGAAACUGUAAAAAAUGCGAGCGACCUUGUAGAACAAGGGCAUGUACGUGUCGGAAUAGAAUUAAUAACUGAUCCUGCAUAUCUAGUUACUCGAAAUUUACAAGAUUGUAUUACAUGGACGAAGGACUCGAAAAUCCGAAAGCAUAUCCUUAACUAUAAUAAUGAGCGGGAUGACUUUUUGUUAUGA